Molecule: messenger RNA, 1695 nt
Organism: Cloeon dipterum
Lineage: Eukaryota; Metazoa; Arthropoda; Insecta; Ephemeroptera; Baetidae
Product: endothelin-converting enzyme homolog
Exons: 8
Coding region: 385-1647 (420 amino acids)
Biological process (GO): protein processing
Cellular component (GO): plasma membrane
Molecular function (GO): metalloendopeptidase activity
Source: RefSeq, a predicted model, not a curated record
UAGAACGGAAGCCGAGACAAUUGCGCAGGAAGCGUACAAUUUAUCAAGUGAGCUGAAACACCUUCAAAAGGAAUUAGAGAAAGACGUCACUGCCAUUUCUUACGAAGAAAUGACCCUUGCAAACCUGCAGAGAAUUACAGACUCGGAAAUGGAUAAAGUAAUUUAAAUAUUUUAAUUGAGUUUUUGCUAUUAAAGUAAUUAAAGCUGCCAAUAAAUAGUAUAUGCGGGGUGGUUAGUUAUAAAUUGUGAGCUUAAAAUUGUAAAAAUAUCAGUUAUGAUAAAUCUGAAUCUAUUAAAUAACAAUUUGCAUAAAAUUGCGGAUAAAAAGUAUAGAUUUAUGUUUAGGAAAAUGCAAGGCAGACCCGAUUUGUGUGGUUGGACUACAUGAAAACUGUCUUCAACGGGCUCAACUUGAACUGGGACAAAGAGGGAGUCAUUGUUAAAAACAGCCUCUACUUCAAACGCUUGACGAAACUGAUGCGAGAAAGUGGCUAUCAGACCAUAAGGUCUUUUCAAUGGUGGAAGAUUUUCUCAUACCUUGCACCGUUUACGACAAGUAAAUUCCGCACACCGCAGAGAAAAACAGGCCCCAAGUGGAAAGAUUGUGCAGAAGGAGUUACACAAAUUUUUGGAAUGGCCAUCGGCCAUGAGUACGUUACGAAGUAUUUUGAGAAAAAUCAAAAGGAAAAGGUGGUGGAGAUGGUGACCAACAUUAAAUCGGCGUUUAAAGACAGGGUGAAGAGCCGGAAUUGGAUGGACGAAGCCACCAAGAAAGUGGCAAUGGAGAAAAUUGACGCCGUCAGCGCUCAUGUCGGUUUUCCUAACUGGUUGUUCGUCCCUGGAAAAAUUGAGGAAUACUACCAAAGUCUCAACGUAGUUGAUGGUGAAUGGUUCACGUCGAUGAUUAAUAUACAUGUUUUCGUGCACCAUUUAAAAAAUAAAAAAUUGGCCGAACAAGCACACAGUCUGUACGGCGUCCAGAGUCCAGUUACCGUAAACGCUUUUUAUUCUAUAGACUCAAACUCUAUAACGAUUCCUGCUGCAAUUUUGCGUCCACCUCUGUACGGAUUAGGUCUUGCAGCACUUAAUUACGGUGCUAUUGGAACGAUUAUCGGGCACGAGCUCAUCCAUGGAUUCGACGACAGAGGUCGACAUCGUGAUUUGAACGGAAACCAGAAACAGUGGUGGACAAAUGAAUCAGUGGCCGAGUUCAACAAGCGCAAACAAUGCUUGAUCGAACAGAUCAGCCAAUACAGCUAUAAAAUAGCUGACACCAAAUACAAGGUGAAUGGGGAAGUGACUCAGGGCGAAAAUAUCGCGGACAAUGGUGGAAUUCACGUGGCCUUGCACGCUUACGACCUGGUGAUGGCCCGCCGCAAGCAGAGCCAAUUGGAAGACCCUGACAAUGAGCCCAGCCUGUCUGGUCUCACGGGGUUUUCAAACAGGCAACUCUUUUUCCUGAGUUUUGCCAACGUCAUGUGUAAAAGUUUGACAGACUAUGCGAAGAAAGCCUUGUUAAAGGACGAGCACAACCUUAGUGAAUUCAGAGUUUUGGGCGCGCUGUCCAACAUGAGGGAAUUCGCCGAGGCGUGGAAUUGUCCCGUUGGCUCAAAAAUGAACCCCGCCAAUAAGUGCGUUCUUUGGUGAUAUCCACAGAGAGCUUCUAAAUUGUAUACAAAAAUUAACGAAAUAAUU